AUGGACCCUGAAAGAGAGUGCUCUCGCUUAUGGCGUGCCUGGAGAACCGUUCAUGAGAUGGUCAAGGAUCGUGGCUACGAAAUCUCUGAGGAGGAAGUUAACAUCACUCUCGACGAGUUCAGACGCCACUACUGCGAUAGUGAAGGCCGUCCUCAGCGCAAAAACAUGACUUUUAAAGCGAAUCCAUCAGAGAAGAUGCUGAAGCAGCACGCUGCACCCCCUGGACAACCUGCAAAUGUUGGUACAAUCUGGGUGGAGUUCUCAUCGGAAUCUAAUAUCGGUAUCAAACACAUGAGAACCUUUGCGCACACUAUUGUAUCCGAGAACUAUCACACCGGUAUCUUUGUUUGCCAACACAACCCCACUGCUGCAGCUAUGAAGAUCGUUCCAACUGUCCUCCCAGCUAUCAUAGAGGUAUUUGAGGAGGCCGAUCUACUGGUAAACAUCACGAAGCACGAAUUAGUCCCUACUCAUCACCUACUCAGUCGGGAAGAGAAGCGAAGACUACUGGAAAGAUAUCGUCUGAAGGAGACACAGCUGCCUAGAAUACAGAGUGCUGAUCCUGUCGCGAGGUACAUGGGUCUUAAACGUGGAAUGGUGGUUAAAAUUGUCAGGAAGAGCGAGACCAGCGGUAGAUACGCCAGUUAUCGUCUGUGUAUGUGA
Molecule: messenger RNA, 663 nt
Organism: Morchella importuna
Lineage: Eukaryota; Fungi; Ascomycota; Pezizomycetes; Pezizales; Morchellaceae
Exons: 3
Coding region: 1-663 (220 amino acids)
Biological process (GO): DNA-templated transcription
Cellular component (GO): RNA polymerase II, core complex; RNA polymerase I complex; RNA polymerase III complex
Molecular function (GO): DNA binding; DNA-directed RNA polymerase activity
Source: RefSeq, a predicted model, not a curated record